This is a messenger RNA of Tetrahymena thermophila SB210, 1170 nucleotides long. Its product is annotated as cyclic nucleotide-binding domain protein. Gene Ontology annotation, cellular component: perinuclear region of cytoplasm; nucleus; cytosol. The transcript has 14 exons. Lineage: Eukaryota; Ciliophora; Oligohymenophorea; Hymenostomatida; Tetrahymenidae. Gene Ontology annotation, molecular function: GTPase activator activity; small GTPase binding. Gene Ontology annotation, biological process: nucleocytoplasmic transport; activation of GTPase activity. The record is from RefSeq and is a predicted model, not a curated record.
AUGGACAUAAAAAAAUAAAUAUUUAAAGAACUAGACGAUUUUGUUUAGUCCUCAUUAUCAACUCACGUUGAUCUAGAAGUUAUUCUUAUAAGAGAAAUGAUUAGAGCAAAGGGUGCUUCCAUAUUAGGCCCUGCUUUGGCAUAAUGCUUGAAUCUGAAAAGUUUGAAUCUAUAACUCUAAUUUAACUCUAUCGGUAGCAGUGCUGUAUCAGCAUUGGGAUUAGAUUUAGCAAACUGUAGAUAAAUCGAAAAUUUAAAACUUUCUCUUUACGAAAAUAACAUUGCUGAUAUAGGCUUAACUGGGCUUAAUUUUGCUUUACAAUGCUUUUCACUGAAAAAUUUAGUGUAUAAUUUGGGAAGUAAUUUAAUUGAAGCAGAAGGAGCAACUGAAGUAGGUGUUUCUUUAGCGCGUUGCCCAAACCUUUAAGAAUUAAAUCUAGAUUUAAGCUACAAUAAGCUUGGAUCAAAGGGAGCUGUAGGUCUAUUUACUAACUUAGCUAAAUGUAAGAAUCUCUAAAGCUUUUCAAUUGAUUUAUAGCAUAAGAAUUAAAUUGGCGAUGAGGGUAUAGCUUCUCUAGGUUCUGCUUUAGCAUGCUGGGCUAAUAUCAAUUUUUGUAAGCUUUAAAUAGCGGAUAACUAAAUUGGACCUAAAGGAGCGUUAGGCUUUGGUAAAGGGUUAGCUAAGUGUUCUAAGAUUACUAAAUUGAUACUUGAUCUCAGGGAAAACAAUAUCACAAAUAAAGGAGUUUCUGGAGUGUCUUCUGCAAUUGCAUAAAUCCCAAAUCUCUCUCAUUUAGAACUCACCAUAAGGAAGAAUGAAAUAGGUGAUGAUGGAGCUACAUAAUUAGCUGUUGAUUUAGCUAAGUGUAAAAAUCUAAUAACUUUAAAGCUUGAACUUUAGACGAAUAGUAUUAGAUCAAAAGGUACAUUAGAUUUAGGUAAUUCUCUAUCUCACUGCAUGAAGCUUCAAUUUUUGUCUUUAUUCAUGAGUGAUAACAAUAUCGGAUUCUAAGACGUAUCAUCUUUGGGUAAUAUUAUAGCUCAUUAUCCUAGUCUAUUAUUCCUCAAACUAGAUUUUAACUAUAACUCUCUUGGAGCUGUUCAGAAGGCUAAAUUGAAAAAAAGUAUUUUAAAAGGAAAAAGAUUAACAUAGAAAAUAUUGUACUUAUGA